AUUUCCAUUACUUACAGGAAGAAGCAAUCAUCGCUUUACCUGUAUCUACUUAAUAUUGAGCAAAUACAGUAUUUAAUAAUAAAUCGAAAGGUAAUCUGGGUCUUUCUGUGGUGAAUCACCAGAUACUUCUCUGGAGAGCACCUGCCAGUCUUACGUUAUCAUAGUUUUUAACCGUGAACUUAUCAGACAUCUAGAAUACGCGUAUAUAAACGGGUCAAAUUUUAGAAAAGAUAUCAGUUUAGUAGUGCGUUUCGAUUAUUAGAAGAAAGAAGGACCAAUUAGUGUGUUAAAAUGAAGCAUUUACCUAUUGUGGUGUUAGCCUUUGUGACCGUUUUUGUCUACAAUGCCUCAGCCCGUAACUCCACAUGGGGUUAUAUCGGUCCAUAUGAUUCUAUCCUGGAUCGCGCUAUUGUUGUGAAAAAGUCAAAGUGGUUGCAGGUCGUUACUCAAGAUUAUGACUACCCGAAAAAGGGAGUCUACAACUACAGGAAUAUCACUGGAAUUCGUGUGACUGAUCAAUAUACAAACGGGACUGGAGGAUACGCGACUUUGUUGAGGGGUGGACCAGGCUUUAGAAAUGUUACAAUCCACCUGAAAUCUCAGAGAAGUCAUGGCUUCAAUUUCAUCAUAGAUGUUUAUGGUCGUUAGAAAGUUUCCAUUGCUCUUAUAUAAAAAGAUAUUAAACUUAUAAUCAUUUAGAUAAAAUUAAAAAUUAUAAUAUUAUUUUCAACAAAA
Messenger RNA from Hermetia illucens (black soldier fly), 735 nucleotides. Its product is annotated as probable salivary secreted peptide. Lineage: Eukaryota; Metazoa; Arthropoda; Insecta; Diptera; Stratiomyidae. The transcript has 2 exons. The coding region runs from base 292 to 648 and encodes 118 amino acids. The record is from RefSeq and is a predicted model, not a curated record.